Messenger RNA from Dendroctonus ponderosae (mountain pine beetle), 3616 nucleotides. Its product is annotated as protein dead ringer. The coding region runs from base 309 to 1985 and encodes 558 amino acids. Gene Ontology annotation, biological process: regulation of transcription by RNA polymerase II. Lineage: Eukaryota; Metazoa; Arthropoda; Insecta; Coleoptera; Curculionidae. The transcript is spliced from 11 exons. Gene Ontology annotation, molecular function: DNA binding. The record is from RefSeq and is a predicted model, not a curated record. Gene Ontology annotation, cellular component: nucleus.
UCGAAUCACCAGAUCCUCAUUCAUCGUGUAAAGUUACGAUUCUCAGCCUUGGCACGUUCUGCAGGUAUACUCAGUGACAAUUUCGUUUAUAACCUCAAUUUGUUUGUGUUCUGUGCUUUUCACCGGGUAGAUUCGUUGUGACGUUACUGUGGUUUGUUUAAACAUACUUACUUUGGUUUAUUCCUUUCCCAACGUUGGGAAAUCCCACCUUUUGGUGCAUUGCCGAGUGCGCGCUUAACACGUUUUGCAAUCAAACAGGCAAAAUACGUAUUAAAAACAAAGAACCGGUAGCGGUUUACGCCGAAGAUAUGGAGGCUGAAGAUAGGCCAGGGGGAGACAUGGACGGAGAUAGCCAAAUGGUAAGGAUAGCAUCGGACUUAAAAAUUAUAAUAGAAGCGUUGCAUAGAUCGUAUCCUCAAACUAUUUUGCCAGCAGACACAUGGAUAAAUAAUCGAAAAAUGUCAAAUAUUGAUGAUAUAAGUGACGGGGAACCGCACUCCGGUACUGAGCAAGAUCAAGAGAGUUGCGAUGAGUUGACACGAAAUGGAAUUCUUGCUGAUCACAACGAUGUCCUGACUAAGCUGAAAAUGCAAGUUCGGGACAUCCAUGGGGUGGUAAGCAAUGGUUUAGGAAGCACUUACCUUAAACAGGAUGACUAUGUUCAGAAGCCCAGAAAUCAGCCAACAUUUUUGAUAGACCAUCGUCCUACAGAAGGAGAGCAGUUUCCCGCUCCAUUCAAUUUUUCCCAUCCCGCUAGUGCAUUUCUUCCUCCGGUUGCUCCGCCAAACCAACGCCCUUCUUCAGAGAGUUCACAUUCAUCUGAAGAAAGUGCUACCUCCCAACAGACAUGGUCGUUCGAAGAACAAUUCAAACAGGUGCGUCAGGUAAGGACGGAGUCACUGGCCACUGCAAAGAAAAAGCUCUAUGAGCUAUCCACUGAUCCCCAGAGGAAGAUUAUGUUGGAUGAUCUAUUCCUGUUCAUGCAUAGACGAGGUACUCCAAUUAAUCGCUUACCGAUAAUGGCGAAGACAGUGUUGGACCUCUUCGAAUUGUAUAAUCUGGUAGUGGCUCGGGGCGGAUUAGUUGACGUAAUCAAUAAGAAGUUAUGGCAAGAGAUAAUUAAAGGACUACACCUACCAUCUUCGAUAACUUCAGCCGCCUUCACGCUUAGAACGCAAUACAUGAAGUAUUUGUAUAUGUACGAAUGUAAUAAGCAUAAUUUGAGUACAACUUCAGAACUACAAACCGCAAUCGAAGGAAACAAAAGAGAAGGACGGCGCAGCAAUUAUGGGCCAAUAGACAACUUCAAGUACCACCAAGAAGCAACGAAUUCGCAACAAACGUUCAACGGUCUAUCACUGGCUGCCCAAUCACAGAUGCAAUCACGGUUAAACAUGCUGCCUGCUGGAAUCGCAAUGCAUAACGGAAUGUCCCAUAGUGUCAAUUCUCAACCUAUGCCGAUCAUUCAAAACGGUAUCUGCAUAGCCCAGCAUUUAAGCGAAUACAUGAAACUUUUUAAUGGACAAAUGUUUCCACAAGCUGACAUGCAGGCAAUUGCUUUGAACAACAGCGUGCCUGCUCAAUACCAAAGAUCUCCCGCACGAGAAAUGCCUGCAAUAAGAGCUUCGCACCGAUCUCCUCUUAGGAAUUUAAGCAACUCGAACCAAUCGUCUAAUGGAGUUAUAGAGCCACAAAACGAGCCCAUUAAUCUCUCCGAAUCUGCUCAGUCGACGAAGCGGGAGGUGCCGGAAGCUUCGAAUUCACAAAACAAAAGAGUUCACCGGGAUCAUGAUGUCGAAGAUUCCUCCUCUAGUCUACCUACCCACAUUCCACCACAGACUGCAAACUUCAAGAUCGAGACCAGUGUCAACGGUACAACAGGAGAGACAAAUAUAUUUGUUCGAAUGGAGAUAAACGGGACGCAAUAUCAAGGACUGCUCUUUCCUGCUCCCAAUUCUCAGUCCGAUGAGAAAUCCAACAACUAAUCUGUGAACUAACUGUAUAUAUUUAUCUAUGUAAGUUAGAGAAAAUUUCCGCCGCUAUCGAUAUCUGGAAACUGUAAUUAGGAGAAACUUGAAAAUUGGACAGUCAUUGGGGGCAAGCGACUUAAAAUAUUUUCAAGAUGGCGACAAGUACGUAUUAACUUGCCUAUUUUAACUGGAACACCCUAUAUAUAAUUCCAUUUUUUGAUUCUACUCCAAAUUCUAAAUAUAUUCCAUGUAUGUCCUUUAUCUAGGUCUAACCGUUUUUGCUAUAUCCUAAUUUUAUGAGAAAAAUCACAGAUGCAACACUGGAAUAAUUAUCCAUUUUUCCUAUAAGGAAAUAUCUGCUACUUAACUUGAGUCGCAUUUCUUGUUGAACGCGACUUACUUUAGUGGAAUUUGGACAAUAUUUUGAUAAAUGAUGUUGUGGUUAAUUAGUGACCGUGAUGAUAAUCGGUAAGAGCCUUUUCACACGGGCCACUCUGCAGCGCUUCUCUGUGGCGCUGCUGAGAAGCGUAGGCAUCUUUUACUGAUUUUGAAAACUAUUAACACAGUGUUUAAAAAAUAAGUUUCAAAAUGUCGUUGAGAAAACCGCCCAAAUCAAUUGGUCCAAAAGGAAUCCCCCAUUUUUGAUAAUCUUAUCUUUUUCAGUAUUAACAAGGGUAAGUUUGUGUUGUUCGCAUAUGGCUACUAAAAACGACCUAAAAAAGGGGUUUUCAAUAAAUGUUCAAACUGGCGUCCUUCAAUUUCCAAACAUGUUUGGCAUCUGAGCGGCACUUCAUCACUUCAUGGGUCGCUUUUCGUAUUAACUCGAGGGUUAAGUUUGCAAAUUAUUUCCUCAUGCGUUGCAUUCAUAGUUGUCUUGGCUAUGACUUAAUAUUUCAAUGUACCACAGAUAAAAAAAUAUGGCACUGAAAGAUCUGGCGAGCCGGGUGGAUAAAGAAAAGGACCAUUGUUGGCUAACCAUCGAUCUUCAAAAUUAUUUUUUAAAAAAAUAUCGAUGAUGUAGUCACGAUGUUGAUAAAAUAGGUUCCUACGAACAGCGAGCGAGAAAUUGUGUGAAUAGUCGAUUUCCAAAUUUUCCUAAAAUUUCUUGAUAAAAAUGUAAUGCCCCGACACUAUUAUUUCAAAUUACACAAUAAACAUUAAAAUUUCGAGAAUUCUUGAAAAUGUUGCUCUAUGAACACAUGUAAAUUUGAAUGGCUUCAAUAAUGGGAAUUAUCUCGAUUAAAGGCAUCAUUAUUUGUAAUUUUUCCCUCGUCUGUCCAGAUUCAACUAACAUUAUACAUGGUGGAUCUUUGAAGAGUGCAAAUAAUUUAAUUAUGAUACACUUUGGCCCUAGAAGAAAGACUAUCAGGUUCAUUUUUCUUAUGACCAAAACCUAUCGCACUACUAGUACGUAUUGCUGCGGAGAAUUUGUCUGUGUUUUCAGUUUCUCAGCUUUAGGCCACAUUCCUCUUGAUCUUCAGGGGUUGGUAAGGGGAUUUUUUUUGGUAAAAAAAUAAACUUGACCAAUAUAUACCAUCAGUUAAAAUAUUUGUACUCAUCAAAGAACCACUCUGUAGUUUCAUGAUUCUAUAACGUUUUCAUAACAAUAUUUACCAGACAUUUUAAGCUAACAUGUUGUCUUAACU